AUGUCGUCGACAGGAGCCCCCAAUGGCUCCAAUGGGGACCCCGCGCAAACAGCGAGAUCAGCAGCACCCUCGCCCAGACCAUCGACAGCUGCAUCUGGGCUACCGCCACGGCCAGCAUCAGCUUCCCCCUACGCCGCCACCGCGGACUCGUUAGCGACCACAACCCCCGAGCUCGAUGUAUCCAAGCUUCAAUCCCUCCCCGCCGAACAGCAGGAGCUCUUUCUCCUGACCUUUGUCUCGACCCUGUCCAAGCAUGUUCUCAGCCUCCCCGCCGACGACUGCACUGCCCAGCAGUUCUACCUCAAGAAGGAGAUCUUCCAGAUCAUCAACCUGCCCUCGCCGCAGCCGAGCCGUGUCGUCAGGAAUGACCUCGGCAAGUGCCUCGCCCACAUCUUCGGCCACGGCGACAGGAAGCUUCUCUUCGAGACCAUCAACGACCUCGUCGGCAUCAUUUCCGGCGCCAAGUCCAAGACCGAUACCGGCCCCCGUACGAAGCAUGCCGCUGUCGUGUGCCUGGGUGAUGUUUAUUCCUCCGCUGGUGACAGCGCCAUCGGCCUGCACCAGCUGGUCUGCGCCACCCUCGUCAAGCUGCUCAAGUCGUCGUCCAACAACGCCGGUCUCCGCGCCGCCGUCUUCGGGUCCCUGAGCAAGGUCGUCAAGAUGGUGGAGGGAAGCGUGGAUGAGAACGUUGCCAGAGACAUCUUUAAGCAGUCGCGCAGCUACGCCACGAGCGACAAGGGCUCGCUUGUCGUCGUGUCGGCGUGCCGCUGCCUGAGGGCGCUGGUUCGGCACACGGCCUACUUUGAGAACUCGAGCGAUUUUGAGAAGCUCCAGGCCGCCAUUUUCAAGGUCAUCGACUCGAACUCGUCGCAGGUGAGACAUGCAGCUGCGGAAGCUCUCGCCGAGGCCAUGGUGCGGGGUUACUCUGAGACGGGUGUCGCGGACGGCGCCGCCCCGCUGGCUUCGAAGGCGUCCAAGAGAUUCUCAAAGAAACCCCCCAAGCGCACAGGGACCCAGGCCAGCAUGGUCGCCGACGAGGACGACCUGCCAACGUCGCGGCCCGGCAGCCCCGCGCCGGGCGGAAAAAGGACGCAGGACCUCGCGCUCUCGCUCACGGAGAUCCUCAAGGUUCUUUCUACGCAAUACACCAAAAUGCCGACAUCCAACAAGGCGAGGGCGGCCAUCGGUGUCUGCUACGGCAAGGUCCUCCGGAAGCUUGGUGAGAAGACGGUUGAGACGAACUACCUCAGAAUUCUCGAGAAUCUGACCGUAGACUUGCUGGGGCACCCCAACAUUUUCAACAAUCGGUACCGUCUUCUCAUUUCGCGGCGCAUCGUCGACACGAUCCUCCAGGAGAUCGUUGGCAAGAAGAUCCUGGGCGAGUCUGGUCAGACGACAGCGACCAAGUCGAUCAUCAGCGACGUACUUAAGAACUACCCUCAGGCUCUUACUGAGCGCCCGGAGCCGUCGAAGCACACCCUUAUUGCGGCCCUCGGCGCGGCGUCGUCGCUGGUCAACGACCUGGGUUCUGCGGCGAACAAUUUUGCAGAGUCCUGCCGAGACGGUCUUCUCCAGGUCCUGCAGCACCCCAGCUACUCGGUUCAGGUCCAUGCUUCAGCAUGUAUGAAGGCCUUCGUCCUAGCCUGCCCGCAGCAGCUCCUUCCGUGCUUGUCUGUGUGCAUGAACAGCCUGAGCCGCGAGCUGUCACUGCUCACCAGCGGGCGGAACUCUCCUCGACGAUGCGUUGGGUUUGCCCAUGGCCUGGCGGCAACGCUCAGUGCCAGCCCCGCGCGGCCUUUACAUGGCUCCGUUGACAUCAACAGCCGCGUCUUGACCAUGGCUACGAACCUGCUGAAGUCGAGUGGGCAGUCUGAGCUGAGGGUCUCGAGCACCCAGAUCCAGGUCGCGUGGAUUCUGAUCGGAGGUCUGAUGUCCCUUGGGCCCAACUUUGUCAAGAUUCACCUUUCGCAAUUGCUUCUGCUUUGGAAGAACGCGCUACCGAAGCCGCUAUCGAAAGACAACACCGCGCACCGGAGCUUCCUGGAGGCUUCGUUCCUGACGCACGUCAGGGAAUGCGCCUUGGGAUCUAUCCUGUCAUUCCUGCAGUUUAACAACCGACUCUUGACGGUUGACGUUUCCAAACGCAUAGCCACGAUGCUCCAGAACACGUCGGCCUUCUUGAAAACACUGCCCUCGAAGAAGAUCACCGACGACGUGGCGCAGAGACUGACGCCGGCGUUGCAGCUGCAUGAUCUUGACAUGAUGGUCCAGCGCCGCGUUCUUCAGUGCUACAUCAAGUUGGUCAACCUCAGUCCGGCCGGCGGCAGCGAGGCCCUGCUCCAGUCCAACCUUCUCACGAUCGCCAUAUCACUUUUCGCGGACCCGGAAAACUACUCGGCCAACUCCCUCAGCGCGUCCAUCGCGAACGCUGCAGCCACGUUCGAGACUGUCUGGGACGUGGGCGACAAUUCGGGAUUCGGCAUCACUGGACUGAUUUCUGGUUUCAAAAUCAAGGGCCUGCCGGGACAGCAGGAUAACUUGAUAGAAGGGACGCCGGUAGAGACGGACAGUCCCGAGGAGACGAUAGACAGGCUGUUGUUGUCGCCAGUGUGCGGCUCCUUGGAACACGACGCAUCUCUCCUGUACGUCGGCGACACCGCCUCGGAGCCGAUGAACCCCGAUCCCCCGGCCACCGAGGUCAUCAACAUGGCCAUCCAAUUGUUUGCCUUCGUCUUCCCCCUCACGCCUCCCAAGGUACAGGAGAGCGUUCUGGAACAGGUCAGGACGUUCAUGUCGGCGGGCACCCUGCUGAGAGAUCCUGGAAGGAAGGCAGCCAUCAAUGUCAACGUUUCGGUCGCAGUUCUGUCGACGCUGCGCGUGGCCGUCAGGGAGACCCAGUCAUCUCCAGGCAAUGUCACGAACCUUGCCGUGGAGAGGCUCCUGCAGGACAUGCUGAGAGACUUCGUCAUUGAUGGGGAUCAGUACGUCCGGAGCGUCGGUUAUGCUGCCGUGGCGAGACUCUGCAAUGCUUGCGGCAACGCCUUCACCAACCACGAAAUCAAGUACCUCGUCGACACCAUCGUGAGCAACCGCGAGCCGAGCGCCCGCGCGGGUUGCGCCAUGGCACUGGGUUCCAUCCAAACCAAGGUCGGCGGUAUGGCCGCGGGCUACCACCUAAAGACGAUUCUCGGCAUUUUGAUGUCCUUGUGCAACGACCCCCACCCUACUGUCCACUUUUGGGCGCUGGAGGCGCUGGCUUUGGCAUCGGAUGCUGCUGGUCUGAGUUUCGCGGGGUACGUGCCCAGCACGCUCGGAAUGCUGGCCCAGCUGUACGUCUCCGACACGCACCACCCUGAGAUCUCGUCCGCUAUCACUAUGAACCUUGAGAUGGAGUUGUCGACUUCAGCAGCCAUCACGCGAUGCGUCGACUCCCUUAUCAACGUGCUCGGCCCUGACUUGCAAGAUUCCACCAAGUCACGGGAGCUUAUCCUCAACCUUGUCAACCAGCUACAAGAAGAGGACGACUUGCUGGUGCAACGAGCCGCUUUGAGCUGUCUCGAGCACCUGUCCCUAUACGCACCUGGCUACAUGAACUUUGAGGAGUAUGUCAGGCUGCUCCAGAAGUACCUCAAGUCAGAGAUUCCUAUAUUGCGCGACGUUGCUGUCGACGGCUUGUACAACAUUAUGAAGAGGGAUCCCAAUGACGUGAUCAAUGCCGCAGAGAAGGGCCUUGAGGAACAGUUGUGGCUGGUCCUGGACACUGCACCGACACAUGACGGUAUCAGAAACAUCAUCAGGAACUGGAUGCGCCAGACGUGUCUAACCGACACUGCUCUGUGGCUUCAAAGGUUCCAGAACGUACUGAAAAUGACUAGGGUCAAGGCGAAGGAAGAGUCGGACGCCGCGACCAAGAAGUCGGGUGGAAUGCCCGAUCUGCAAGAUGAAGAAGUCGCUGGCUUCGCCGGCACUGCCAAAGACGACCCAGACAACAAGGCCGCGUCCGAGGUCGAGCCUCUGCGAUGGCAGGUGACGACGUUUGCCAUUAGCUGCAUCAACGACAUGUUCGCCCUGAUUGCGAAGGAUGUGAUGACGAACGGUGAGUCCGCCGCCCAGCUGGCGCUUCAGAACAAGAUUGGCGAUGUUGUCCGCAUGGCCUUCUCCGCAUCGACGUCUAGUGUCCUGGAGCUGCGCGUGUGGGGCCUCAAGAUUAUCGGAGCACUCCUCAAGAUGUUUGGGAGGACACCGGACCCAGACUUUGACGAGGCCAUGCUUCUGGAGCAGUACCAGGCCCAAAUCAGUUCGGCGCUCACGCCCGCCUUUGCUGCGGACUCGUCCCCCGAGCUGGCUUCUGAAGCGGUUAAUGUCUGCGCUGGCUUCAUCUCGACGGGCAUCGUCACGGAUAUCGACAGGAUGGGCCGCAUCCUCAAGACCCUGGUCUCCGCGCUCGAGAACUUCUCCAAAGAGGAUGAGAACGUCGGGAUCGGUGAUCUCAAAGGUCUUAGCUCCAACGCCCAAGUCAUGGUCAAGAUGUCGGUGUUUUCGGCUUGGGCGGAGCUGCAGGUUGCCAGCUCCGAGCAGAAGUACCUGCUCGACGUGUUGAAGCCGCACAUUGGAACGUUGACGCCGCUGUGGCUCGAGUCCCUACGGGAAUUUGCUCGUCUGCGCUUCGAACCCGACAUCUCGAUGACGCUGGGGCCCCCGUCGUUGUCUGGUAGUCUCGACACCAUCUAUGCGGCGCUGAACCGGGAGACUCUGCUCAAGUUCUACCAAGAGUCGUGGCUCAAGCUUGUCGACGCCAUUGCCAGCCUGAUUGAGCAAGAUAGCGAGUUCGUUUUUGACGCCCUGGACGGGAAGGAGUCUGAAGGGCUGAGCACCAACGGUCACACCAAGGGGCCUGACAUCAACUACCGCGACGAGCCCGUCGCAUUCUUCUUCGUUCUCUUUGGUAUCGCGUUCGAGGCCUUGGCCACGCGUCCUGGCCAGAGCGACUCGCUGGCUACCCAAGAGCAGAACCUUGCCAUCCUGCAGGCCCUCAAGAAGAUCCUCCACCCCAGCGUCUCCGGCCAUGCCAUCUACAGAGAAGCCAUCUUCUCAGAGACCAUGGACUUGCUCGACCGGCUGGUGUUGACAGAGGGGCUCGACGUUCAAGGCGUCAUUGUCGAGAUUGCAAGGGCGCUCUGCGUCUCCCACCCGUCGGCCCGCAAGAAGGACUCUGGCGACGACGGCGACCUUUCCGACGAUAUCGACCAGCUGUUCGAGCUCACACGCAUCAUCGUCCUCGUGCUCGCGGGCCUCCUGCCCAACCUCGCCGAGGCGAACCAGCCCGUCCGCCACCAGAUGACGGAAGAGGCCAUACUGCUCAUUCGAUCGUCCCUGAACGCGCUCGUCGACGCGGCUGAGGUCUUCCCCUCCAUCAUCAAGACGGACCUCCAUGCUUGCAUCAUUCACAUCCUGGCCACCAUUCUCGCUACGCCGGGGUGCCAGGAGGUGAUUGUGCCCCAGUCCUUGCCCACGCUCAAGCGCUUUGUCGGGAGCAUGACGAAAUCCCGCAGGGCAGGUAGCGGCGGCGAGGACGGCAAGGGACCGUCGCCCACGGAUAUUCAACUGCAGGGCUGCCUGCGCCGAUUCCUUUCCAUCUACCUCAACGCCCAGAAGCGCGAGGUGCCAACGUCCCUCAUCUGCGUCAAGAACUGCCUGCUGGCGAGCACCAUUCUGUUCACGGGCGGCACGAACCACCUGGCGGCGAACGAUCCUCUGGUGGCGAGAUACCUCGACGAGGUGAUCGACUGUCUCACAGAUCGCAUGACCGCCAAAAUCGCAGCAAACUGCAUCAGGUCCCUCCUGCUGCAAGCCAAAUCGACACCGGCAGACCACACCAUCGCGCGCUACCUGCUUCCGCGCCUCAUCGCCUUCGUCUCCAACACGGCGCCGGAGGACCCGGAGAACGCACGGUCCAUGGUUGCGCACUCGCUCAGCCAGUACGUGGGCACCGUGCCGCGGGACCGCGUCCCCGUCGCCGUGGCGCUCGUGCUGCCCACCUUGCUGACGCGCGCGUCGUCGGAGGGCGAGGACUGCUACCGGGAUACGUCGGCGAGGCUGCUGGAGCUCGCGGCGGUCGACCAGAACGCGUUCCGCACCGUCGUCGCCGGGCUCAACGAGGGGCAGAGGGCGUUCCUCGAGGAGGUGAUCCGGUGGGGCAGGCAGCAGGGGCAGGCGGAGCCGGCCGAGGCCGAGGCGUCGGGCCAGCCGACCAUCGCGCUGAAGAUGAACUUUGGGGGGUGA
Colletotrichum navitas is the source of this 6282-nucleotide messenger RNA. RefSeq names its product armadillo-type protein. The record is from RefSeq and is a predicted model, not a curated record. The transcript has 2 exons. The coding region runs from base 1 to 6282 and encodes 2093 amino acids. NCBI's taxonomy places the organism in Eukaryota, Fungi, Ascomycota, Sordariomycetes, Glomerellales, Glomerellaceae. Gene Ontology annotation, cellular component: endocytic vesicle; membrane; Golgi apparatus. Gene Ontology annotation, biological process: retrograde transport, endosome to Golgi; intracellular protein localization; endocytosis.